UCCGGCCCGGGGGGUUCCAAUGGCCCCACCUUCACCUACACCUUCCGGGGCGACCCCCACGCCAUGUUCGCCGAGUUCUUCGACGGUCGCAACCCCUUCGACACCUUCUUCGUCCAACGCAACGGGGACGACGACGACGGGGACGACACCUUCACCACCUUCCACGUGGGAGGUUUCGGGAGCGUCGGCUUCCCCCGGAAGAGGGGGCCGGAAGGUGCCUGCCGUAAGCAAGACCCCCCGGUCCUCUACGACCUGAAGGUCUCCCUGGAGGAGAUCUACAGCGGUUGCACCAAGAAGAUGAAGAUCUCCCACAAACGUCUCAACCCCGACGGGAAGACGGUGCGGAACGAGGACAAGAUCCUCACCAUUGAGGUGAAACGGGGUUGGAAGGAAGGUACCAAGAUCACCUUCCCCAAGGAGGGCGACCAGACCCCCAACAACAUUCCUGCCGACGUUGUCUUCGUCCUCAAAGACAAACCCCACGGCGUCUUCCGCCGGGAGGGCUCGGACAUUGUCUACCCGGCGAAGAUCA
Molecule: messenger RNA, 532 nt
Organism: Leptosomus discolor (cuckoo roller)
Lineage: Eukaryota; Metazoa; Chordata; Aves; Leptosomiformes; Leptosomidae
Source: RefSeq, a predicted model, not a curated record